AUGAGUGACUGCAAUACUAAUCACAGUACGGGGCAGCAUACCCCACAUGAGUUGAGACUGCACACGCCAAAAACAAAUAUUCCUGUGUUGAAGAAGACGCUCUUACCAUUGAAAGAGAAAACGGUGUCGUUCAGGGGUCGUGGGUUAAAAGGUCAGGAGGUCAGCUGUCCGCAGGGCUACACAGGCCUGGUGCUGAGAGAGGUCAACAAACCAGGCUUUGACCAGGAGGACAGGACAGUGAAGGUGUCCUCAGUGUUCCAUAACGUAAUCUACUGGAACCUCGAGACUCCGCCCAACUCUGACGACGGCAUCAUCAUGGCAAUGGCCUGGCCAGAUCUGGCAGAAGCGAUACACGGGCCAGUGGAUGACUGACAUGGAAGAGGCCAAAGCAAAGGAGAUCAAUCCUUACCCUCCUUUUCCUGCUGCAGCCUGAGGACUGCCUCUAAAUACGUUGGUUGUGUGUUCAGUAGCCAUUGCUUAGCUUGUGGAAAUAGGAACAAUGGGUAGACCACUCCUCACAGUCCCUAGUGUUGUAGUGGACAGUGUGUCUGUCUUUUACAGAUCCAUAGGGGUGAAUUGUGCUUGCUUCUUCUUGUGACUUCUGUAACUAUUGUACCAUGUUCUUUUCCUUGUAUAUUUCUGUCAACAAUUAUACUCAUAUUACAGCCCAUUGUGAUACAGAUCGUGUUGGAAGUCAUUUAUUGAACAGUACUCCAAUGGAUAAUAUACACUACCAGUCAAAACUUUGGAUACACCUACUCAUUCAAAGGUUUUUCU
This is a messenger RNA of Coregonus clupeaformis (lake whitefish), 777 nucleotides long. RefSeq names its product ribonuclease H2 subunit C-like. The record is from RefSeq and is a predicted model, not a curated record. Gene Ontology annotation, cellular component: ribonuclease H2 complex. NCBI's taxonomy places the organism in Eukaryota, Metazoa, Chordata, Actinopteri, Salmoniformes, Salmonidae. Bases 1 to 372 code for a protein of 123 amino acids. Gene Ontology annotation, biological process: RNA catabolic process. The transcript has 5 exons.